GAGCCACACACAGCGGAUACCCAGGAUUCUGACAGCCAGCUCCUUGCCAGGAGUCCUCCAUACAUAGGAUUCCAUUUGGAACUACCCCAACAUAGCAAGCUUCCACACGUGACCGUGCCUUCUCCUUCAAUGCGAUGGUGAGGAGGAAGCCUGAAGGGGCUUAUCGUCACAUGUAUUGACCGCUUGGGGCCAUUAUCUGGGAAGAAGUUAUCCAGAGCCCGCCUUCCCCUAUCCUUCAGCCCUGGGAUGGGAGCGGUGACAGGUUGGUUCCUCCCAUUCAUCUCCAGCGAUCACAUGAGCCAAGAUAAAGCGUCUCAUUAGACUACCAGCAUGGCGGCCAGGAAUACAGCUGUGAGAGGGCUACCCCCAGCCCCUGUAAUCACGCUACAUGCACACCCAAGGCCGUGUUAGAAGAGGGCAUGGCGCCAGGCAUUUCUCACCAACCAUCAUGGCACAAACCCUCUUGCAGAAGCUUUUCAGUAAAAGAUGUGGCUCAGCCUCUUCUGUCAGGGUUGCCGAGGAAGAGCCUGCUUUCAGCUGGCCUUCUUCAGAGUUAGAUUUGAAUAGCAUUCGGCUGAUUGUUUACCAGGACUGUGAAAGAAGGGGCAGACAAGUCUUGUUUGAUUCCAAAGCAGUCCGUGAAGUAAAAAAUGAAAAUGCACAGAAACCAGAUGAGGAUGCAUCUUGCAAGAUGCUUGGUAAGUCGUGUCAGACGAGCAACAGCGGGUCGUCCUAUAUCUCCUCCUGUAGUACAACACAAGGAAAUCCUCACCUUAACAAGGAUCCGCUCCCCAGAUACCAGUACACCAAGCCUGCUUCCGAUGUGAACAUGCUGGGAGAGAUGAUGUUUGGCUCUGUGGCAAUGAGUUACAAAGGUUCAACACUGAAAAUCCACUUUAUCCGCUGUCCACCGCAGUUGAUGAUCAGUAAAGUGUUUUCUGCUAAGGUGGGAGGCUUCAGUGGAAGCACAAGCACUUUACAAGAUAGCCUUGAAAAUAUUCAUCCAGAUGUUAGUGCCACAAAAUUUGAUGUAAGUCAGAAUGUGCAAGGAUUGGAUCAAAGUACUGCUCACUUGGGUUUGUUACAGACGUGUAGCAGCAAACUGCUGCCUGGCGUUUUUGAAGCUCGCCCCCUCCGGCUCAUCCGGAGUGCCUCUUUCUUUGCAGCUCACAGCACACCUGUGGAUAUGCCCAGCAGAGGCCAGAAUGAAGAUAAAGAUAGCGGGAUAGCUCGAUCAGCUUCACUUAGCAGCCUGCUAAUCACCCCACUUCCUUCCCCAAGUUCUUCCUUCUCCAGUAACUGUGCAAGUAGUUAUCAGCGUCGUUGGCUACGGAAUCAAACCACCAGUUUAGAGAAUGGUCUCUUUCCUCGGUGGAAGAAUGAAGAAACCUUUAGCAUGGCAGAUGAAAAUUACACAUCUAACCCAACAAUGAUCGGAAGAAAGAAGAUUGCCAUCAGCAUCCUCUUCUCGUUGUCCGAAAAUGAUGAAGCCCAGAAGAGUUUCCAGGAUUUCUUUUUUUCUCAUUUUCCUUUGUUUGAAUCACACAUGAAUAAACUGAAGGUCUCUAUAGAAAAGGCUAUGAUAUCCUGCAGAAAAAUUACAGAUUCCGGUCAGAGAGUUCAGGUUUACCUUAGCCAAGUCAUGGAUGCUCUCGGACAAUUUAGGGAGACUAUCUGGAAUUUGUACUAUUUUCCUCGAAUUGCGGAACCCGUGUGGCUUACAAUGAUGUCCACUAGUUGUGAAAAAAGCCAGCUGUGUGAGCAUUUUCUCAAAGAGUUCACAUUCUUGAUUGAGCAGCUUAACAAGAAUCAGUUCUUUGCGGCCCUGAUCACUGCAGUGUUAACUUACCACUUGGCAUGGGUACCUACAGUCAUGCCAAACAACCAUCCUCCUAUAAAGUCAUUCUCGGAAAAGCACACAUCGAAGUCAGUUGACCUGCUGGCAAAGUCCCACCCGUAUAACCCCCUGUGGGCACAGCUUGGUGACUUGUAUGGGGCAAUUGGUUCCCCGGUUAGAAUGACUAGAACGGUUGUUGUUGGCAAACGGAAAGAUUUAGUUCAGCGAAUUCUGUAUGUUCUGACUUACUUCAUCCGAUGCUCGGAACUACAAGAAAGCAAUCUUGUGCAGAGUACCAGCCCAGACCAAGGGGAACAAAUGGAUAAUGGCAGUAAGAUCACAACCUCUCUAGAGAAAGGAGAAGUGGAAGAAUCCGAAUAUGUUGUUGUAACAGUAAAUGAUGAGCCUGCUCUGAUAAUCCCUUCUAUGUACAGCAAAACUAGUGAAGCAUCCCAUAAAAAGGUAGCAGAGAUGGCCGUUCAUGAUUCUUCUUAUCCUACUGGAAAGGAAAGCGGUUCACAAAAUGUUAGCCUUUGCAAAGUACAAACAUCAUUGGCAAAAGAAGCCAGACUAGAAACGUUGGUUUCUGUGACCAGGGCACCAACGUACAGAGUGGAAGAUGUAGCCACUCCUGAGUUUUUAUCUCCACGUGCCAAAAACUAUAACCAUGGUCUUAGGGAUGAGAAGCAAUCCUGUAAAGAAGUGAAGUUGUCGGACUGGGCAAAAUCAGUACUACGUGCAGAGACACCAGACACUGGUUCAUCUCUAAACAAGGUCAUUUUCAAAAUGGGGUGCUCACCUACUCUAGACUCUGGCUUUGAGGUUUGUGGGGAGAAGCUGGAAGAAAACCUAGAAGACCCUUGUAAGCAGACUGAGAAAGUCCACAGUCCCACCAGGUCACAUUCUUCCAAAAUUCAAGCAGUUGCUGCCGCUGAUAAUUAUUUUACUGCAGAAAAAAGAUUCCGCAUCUGUUCACAAAUAGACUCAUCAGAAAGUGGUUCAAGCAUAUUUGAUGAAUAUUUUGUAGAAGGAAACAACAUUGAGACAAAUACAGUUGAGAUCCUCCCCUCUCGUCCGCUCUUGUCAGAGAAAUGUUUCAUUUCAAGCUCUUCAAAAUCAUCAGUGAAAGCACAGCUUAAGGACACAGAAAUUUGCAUAAAUGUUUUGCCAAAUGCUGAUAAUUCAGGAACUCAAAUGUACUCUUAUGGAAAUAUCCCCUGUGGGGAUGAAGUAAAGAGGACUGAGGUCAGGACAAGGGGAGACAUUCCAAGGAACAGGAGCUGUGAUAGUGCAAUUGGAAACAGUGAUGAGGAGUGCAACGACCCUGCUAAUUGUCAUUUCCACUGCACUCAUUUUACAGAGGAGAAGAUCCCACUACCCAGGUAUGAUGUCCUCUACAGUCCAAGUACAAAUAAUUUUGGAAGGUCUCUUUUUGGUGGUUACUGUUCAACAUACAUGUCUGACCUGGUGCUUCAUGGAUUGAGUACUACUGACAAGCUGAGGCAAAACCUGACUGCUGACUUGGCCCACUCAACACAUCACCCUGUGUUGGACGAGCCUUUAGCGGAAGCAGUUUGCAUUGUAGCCGAUACUGAAAGAUGGAGCGUUCAGGUAGCUAGCAGCCAGAAGGUAACUGUGGACAACACAAAGAUCGGCACAGAUGUCUUGGUGUCUAGUCAAGUCUCCAGUUUGCUGCAGUCUAUUUUGCAGCUUUACAAGCUCAGGACUCCACCCACUUUUUGUGUGAUGCAUCUAGAGGAUAAGCUGCAAGAGUUAUAUUUUAAAAGUAAAAUGUUGUCUGAAUACUUGAGGGGGCAUAAAAGAGUCCAUGUAAAGGAGCUUGGUGUUGUUUUAGGGAUUGAAUCUAACGAUUUACCUCUUUUGGCUGCUGUGGCAAGUACCCAUUCCCCUCACGUUGCCCAAAUACUUUUAUAAGCUAAAUUUUGCAAAUCUCAUUUCUUUCAACUGAAGAGAACAGAGACGUUCAGGAAGAAAGGGGAGGCACACUCUAGAAGCUGGACUGAGAAGAGCAGGAGCUGAUGCUCCAAUUUAUUCCCCUGUCUCCUCUCUUGGAGACGGUGUUUUAAUGUUUACAUGGAGUAUAAGGCAUUAUGGAGUUCCCUGUAGCCGAAGUGUUGCUUCACUGGGAAAUAUUUACAACAUUUUGGGAGAAAACAUAACACUACAGCAGUGGUAUUUAAUUUUGCAUUGUAAUGUGGCUGGCCAACAGCCUGUCUGUGGAUAUUUAUUAGGUUUGUGAUCUCUAAAAGGUUAUUGGAUGGAAGCAUGUUGUCAUUGUUUCUGUAGCAUUGUUGGUUAUGAAAGUAAGAAUGAUCAAAUGAUCUUCUGUAUUGCAUUAAAAAUUCUCUCCACUGUGGGGAGAAGAGGAGUUUAUAACUAAAAUUUCACACUGGCACUCAAGUUGCACUUACCCUCAAAUAUGAUACACCAUCCCAUUCCCUACCCCUGUCAGUUCUCAUCAAUUCCCUUUUUAAUAAGUAAUCCGUUAAACAUCAAGUGGCUAAAGAAUCCCAUCACAUUCUUGCACUUGGGAAGCACCGAACAUUAAAUCUGUCUCCUAGUUUUGUGUUUACCAAGUUUAAACGUCAGCUGCCAAUGUAUAUUAUUUUGUUGGACCUCUGUAGGUUCGUUUUGGCCACAUUGCCUAGAACUUCGUGAACUGCCACGGUCUAGAAAUAAUCUUGCAAAAGCAAUUAACAGAAACUGCAGGUGUGCAUAUAUAACCAGUUUUUAAUAAAUUGUUGCUUUGGAUUUUUGUAAGUCAAAAUGUGGUCCUAUCAGUAGUGGCUUCCGUGUGUUUUGAAGUUAGGUAAACAGGCCCCAGUAAUUAUUAUUUAUCUAUGAAAUUUAAUUUCCGUUGAUAUCACUACAAGAUCUAAUUUCCUUUGUGCCAUGAAGCUGGAAGACUAGAGUUUGCUUCUAGAGCCUUUGUAUGUCACUCAUACUGCCCAUGUAUUUUUGCACCAUUUACUAAUCAUCCAUUAAUCACUUCAAGUGGUAGACUUUCACAUUUAAAUAUUAAACAAGACAAAAUUCACGAAGAUUUAUUUCAAAUUGAUGUCAAGUUACUUUAUUGACAUAGCAGGUAUGUAUCUCUCCAGCUGAUAAGCUAGCUACAUCUUCCAUGAUUUUGAUGAAGAGAUGAAGACUUACAGUUUGGCUUCUCCUUCAAUCUACGGUCUAAAAAAAACAAUGAAAUUGUAGCACGUAAUGUGUGUGUUUUUUUUUUUUUUUUUUUUUUUUUUUUUUACCCAUUUUAGUUUCUUUAUGUUCUGCAUGGAAAUGUGCUAUAGACUAAUUAUUUGCAAAAUAUAGCUUUUACCUGUGUGCCGUUAAGUAGUUGCUGACACAAUAAUUGAUCAGUAAAAUUACCUGGAAACAAUCAUUUUUGCAUUAAAUAAAAAAAUAUAUAUAUAUAUGGGUCACACUGAAGAACACAUGCAUUCUCAACAAUUCAUUGAUAAAGCUAAAUUUUAGAUAGUUUUAUGAUAAAUUUUCAUUGUUUUUUGGCUUGGCAGGGUAUUGUUAUUUUUUUCUUUCAACACACUGGAAAGUUUAGUCAUUUUUCCUGUGAAAAUUAUUCAGGUAUAACAUGCCUUAAAAGUGGUGGAAAUUGAAAUACAUUGCAACAAAACAUAUUCUCCAAUCACUGUAACAGCGGUGAUUGUCACAAAGACUGGGUAAGAUUCUAAAUGCUGCUAUGUCCCACUUAAUUUGGUCAAUACUACCAAUAUCCAAUUCACAUACUUACACCUGUGCCUUUUUAAGUGGGUAUAUGUCUUUUUAUAUCCCACUGGUAUGAUGUUUGUGAUCAUGUAAUGACAAUCCUAGAAGUCUAAUUUCUUAAAGCAACUCACCAGAGAAACAAAGCGUACAGUUUAUAUGGACUUGUUUUAUUGACAUGGGGUCAGUUUUAAGUUUGCAAAAGCUCAUCCAUAACUGCCAAAUAACAAAGACACAUUUGUGUAUAACGUGCAACAUAUGGUUUAUGCUGCAUGGGGAAAUUAUUUACAGAGCUGGUGUACUGUACUCUAGUAAGACAAUGGGAGUAGCUGGAAGACGACCACACUUUACAACUUUAAUUAACUAGUGGCAUUUGCACUUAGUAGGGGUUAUUUAUAAAUAACUAUGGAGGGAGGUGGAGAGUUCUUAAAAAUGAAACGAUUCCCAGGGAAAGAGCAUGGAUUCUCACUGUGAUUGUUGCCCUUUUAAGAACUUUAUCCAGUAAUUUGUUUUGUGUAAGCAACCCCUGCUACGUCUUAACUUUUCAUGAACAGGGCUCACAUUUUUGUAAUCAUGCA
This is a messenger RNA of Pelobates fuscus (common spadefoot toad), 6159 nucleotides long. RefSeq names its product folliculin interacting protein 2 (gene FNIP2). Lineage: Eukaryota; Metazoa; Chordata; Amphibia; Anura; Pelobatidae. Bases 389 to 3772 code for a protein of 1127 amino acids. Gene Ontology annotation, cellular component: cytoplasm. The record is from RefSeq and is a predicted model, not a curated record. Gene Ontology annotation, molecular function: ATPase inhibitor activity; protein-folding chaperone binding. The transcript has 18 exons.